AAAAGCAUAAUACGAUCACCCUAUCUCUUUCUCUCAGUCAAUUUAUUAUACCCCCAAAUGUAAUUAGCCCUAAGGUUCACGUUUCAAAGUUUCAAGUUUCAAGUAAAGGAAAAAGAGGGUAAGAAACGGUGAAUAGUGUCAACUUUUUAUUGGCUUUUCUCUCCCACACAACCUUCAAUCCCGUUCACACACUCCCUUCAUUCUGAUUCUUUGCAACCCAAAAAAAUUAUAACCUUCUCCCUUCAUUCUCUCUCCCUCUCUCUCUCUCCCUCUCUCUCUCUCUCUCUCUCCUAAACCAUCAUCUAUUUUCUCUCUCUGUGUCUGCCAUGGAUUCCGGCAACAGUAGUAGCAUGCAAUCUUCAAGCGGUGGUGGUGGAGACCAAGAAGAGUACGACUCACGCGCCGAUCAAUCUCUCUCUGCUUUGUUUAACAACAACGCGACCACCGGCUCUUCCAACAUCGCCGGUCGAACACAGCUUGACUCUCUCAUGGCUAACUAUUUCAACACCGGGUGGUCAACGGAUAAUACUCUCUGGUCAACAACUACAAAUCCCACCGACGGCUCUAGACCACAACCACAACCACAACCGAUGCCAUCAGAACCAGUCUUCUUCACAAACACAGAUCAAGAGAAUCUGAGAGUAGUCUCAAACACAAACACAAACACAAACACAAACACAAGUAGUCCCAUUGGUUCUGUCCCUACCGACAAGAAAACAGGUCUGGCGACAACACGGAACCCAAAGAAGAGAUCUAGAGUCUCGAGACGAGCACCUACUACUGUUUUGACCACCGACACUUCUAACUUCAGGGCCAUGGUUCAAGAAUUUACUGGUAAUCCUUCUACUCCUUUCACCGGAUUAUCAUCUAGUCCUUUUUCUAGAUCAAGAUUUGAUCUCUUUGGUCCUUCUUCUUCUUCUUCUACUUCGUUCUCACGACCCUUGAAACCCUUUCCUCACAAACUCAUCCCACCAUCAUCGACCAGUCAUCAUUACUCAACUCCUCCUUCUACAGAUUACCACCAGAGUCUUCUUCGUAGCAUGAGCAUGCAGAACAUAGCGAACCCUUUUAUCAACAACCAAUCUCCUAACGACGUCCCUUUAAUGGAUGAGUCGUUGAGCUUGAGAACGAGUACUGGUUUUGGAUACGUGGGAGCAAACUCUGAGGGGCUUCAUAACAUUAUCGCCUCCUCGUCAUCAUCCAUGAAUCAGCCAACCCUAAAUAUUAUUCAUGGAUCAAACAAGAAUUAUGAAGCCGAUAAUAAUCUGGUAAGAUCCAUCGGUGGAGAAGAGCAACCUAUGGUACAAAGAUCCGAUGGCUACGCACCGUUGGUUGCUUCUGGAUCGGAGAAUAAUACAACGGAUGUGAAAAAUGAAGGUAUGGUGGGAUUAUCAUGGAUCUCUUCUUCUGAUUAGUAUCAUUCUAACUUUGUUUAUUACAUUAUGAUCGUAUCUAUUAUAUUAGCCACAUAAAAAAAAAAUAGAACAUCCUAGCGAAAAACAUCUGAUGAAUGGAACAUUAAUUAGUGUAUGGAAUUAAGAGUAUGGAAUCUUUAAUAUUCUAAAGCUUCUAUGCAUGGUCUAUAAAUGACUUUCUAUAUAUUGGAACACUGUUUUUUGUUCCUUUUAAUGUCAUAUUGGCCUUUACUUCGUUUGUUGGAAUGGUAUUUGUGUAUAUGUAGAACUGGACUAUAUAUAUGUAAUGUUUGUGA
This is a messenger RNA of Brassica oleracea var. oleracea, 1711 nucleotides long. RefSeq names its product VQ motif-containing protein 22-like. The record is from RefSeq and is a predicted model, not a curated record. The transcript has a single exon. Bases 327 to 1415 code for a protein of 362 amino acids. NCBI's taxonomy places the organism in Eukaryota, Viridiplantae, Streptophyta, Magnoliopsida, Brassicales, Brassicaceae.